Messenger RNA from Anopheles gambiae (African malaria mosquito), 5712 nucleotides. It is a transcript of the gene Sam-S, whose product is annotated as S-adenosylmethionine synthase. The coding region runs from base 1484 to 2698 and encodes 404 amino acids. Gene Ontology annotation, biological process: S-adenosylmethionine biosynthetic process. Gene Ontology annotation, cellular component: cytosol. Gene Ontology annotation, molecular function: ATP binding; methionine adenosyltransferase activity. The transcript is spliced from 7 exons. NCBI's taxonomy places the organism in Eukaryota, Metazoa, Arthropoda, Insecta, Diptera, Culicidae. The record is from RefSeq and is a predicted model, not a curated record.
GAUCGAACUGGUGCGCUGCGGAACAUUUAUCUUUUGUUGUGAUGUUUGAUGGUUCAAAUUUCUUUGAAUUUUGCUUUGUUUUAGGGUGAAAGCAUCGACAGGGUCUCUUAUAAAAAAGGAAAAGGAAUAAACAGUGAAAAAGAUACCUCUGUUAGCAAUGGUGGCAACGUGUAGAAGAGAUUGGAUGAAGUUGCAAGGGUGAAGAACCGAUUGUACAUGCGGAGUCUGUCCGUCGGUCGGAUUUAGAACCGAAAUUCAAUUUUUAGGAACCGACAUACAGAAAUAGCUUCAAAGCACCAUUUUCGAACGUAAUCUUUGGCCUUGAUCAUCCGUUGAACAUGCGUGAGCGGUAGGCUUCUCCGGCUUGGGAGGCUUUACUUUACCAUGCACACACACACGCGCGCGCACCGGAAGAAGGAUUGCAUUCUAUUCUUAGAAUCUAACCCAUCUGCAAGCGCCUGCAGCCAGUUCCCAGCCUGCCCUGGAGCACGCAAACACGGGUACGAGUAAGGCAAACCGACAUUACCAUACGAAUGGGCACGCUCGCGGUCGCGUGUUUGCUCGAGAUCUGCGGGCGGACACGGGUUGUUCCGCAUCCGUGCACACAGGCGCAAGCCGGAGGAACGAAACAGCGACACAAAGCGCACGGCUUAUCAUCGGCAUCGGACGACUCGCAUCGGCAAGGUAUUGCUGUAGCUGUAGCGAGAAGAAGAGGGGAGCCAUCCCUCUCAACGGCCGACCAUGUGCUGGCGCUCGCCAAGGGUCAACCGUGUUUGGCGAAGUGAUUUCAAAUGGGCAGCAAAAAAAAAACAACAACAACAAAUCUAUGUUGUCGGUCGAUCCGCGAACGGGAGCGGGAGGAAGCUGUUUUGCCCGAGCUGCUGUUGCACCGCUACAACCCAACGUAGAGAAAUAGUGGCGGGGGGGGGGAGAGAGGGAGGGUAUGGUUAUUUUGAAUCUUUUGCGAUCGCAGCAGGACGGAAAAACCUUAUCAAGAAGAACACCGCAUGACGAGGGCCUCGCCUGGCCCCUGACAUGGCCCGAACAGUUUCGGACAGAGCGAAAAAUUCACAACACAAGCUUUAUAAAAUAUGCCAGUCUCGGCCAGCGAACGGUUAGUUGUGGCAAGAUCGUCGUGCACGAAGCAUCCGGUAGCCGUGGUGAAGUGAAACAGAGUUUACGUACGUAGAAAAAUCAGCUUCCAGCUCUCAUCAUACUAUUUUUGCAGCAGUAGCAGCAGCAUCCCGCGAAAAGGUCAGCUAGAAAGAGAGAGAAGCUGCAGUAGCUCCCUUCUCCUUGCCCGUGUCUGUGUGCGUGAGUGAAAAAAAAGGCCAAAAAGGAGUAGCAGCAGCAGUGUGAAAAACCUUUUUGGUUAACAAAAGUGUGAAGUUUUUUGUGCGGUGUGACGUGCUCCCGAUCUGCAAAAAAAGUGCAAAAGGGCGUGUUUGUGUGUGCGUUAAAAGCCUAACAAAAAGAAGUUAAAAUGCCGCAAACAAACGGAUUCGCUGCCAGCAACUCCAACGGCCACAGCGGGUACGAGAUGGAGGACGGCUGCUCCUUCCUCUUCACAUCCGAGUCGGUCGGCGAGGGCCAUCCGGACAAGAUGUGCGACCAGAUUAGUGACGCCAUCCUGGACGCUCACCUGCAGCAGGACCCGAACGCAAAGGUGGCAUGCGAAACGAUCUCCAAAACCGGCAUGAUUCUCCUGUGCGGAGAGAUCACCUCCAAGGCAGUCAUCGAUUACCAGCGCGUUGUGCGCGAAACGGUAAAGCACAUUGGCUACGAUGAUUCCUCCAAAGGAUUCGAUCACCGUACGCUGAAUCUGCUGGUAGCGAUCGAGCAGCAGUCGGAGAACAUUGCCCAAGGAGUACACAUCGAUCGCGACGAUGACAGCGUCGGUGCGGGCGAUCAGGGUUUGAUGUUCGGUUACGCCACCGAUGAGACGGAGGAGUGCAUGCCGCUGACGGUCGUGCUCGCCCACCGGCUGAACGAGAAGAUUGCGGAGCUGCGCCGCAGCGGCGACUUCUGGUGGGCCCGCCCGGACUCGAAGACCCAGGUGACGGCCGAGUACGUGUUCGAGUCGGGCGCGUGCAUCCCGCAGCGCGUCCACACGGUCGUCGUGUCGCUGCAGCACUCGGACAAGAUUACGCUCGAGGAGCUGCGCAAGGAAAUCAUGGACAAGGUGAUCAAGGACGUGAUCCCGGCCAAGUACUUCGACGCGAACACGAUCGUGCACAUCAACCCGUGCGGGCUGUUCAUCAUCGGUGGGCCGCAGGGCGACGCCGGGCUGACCGGGCGCAAAAUCAUCGUCGACACGUACGGCGGCUGGGGUGCGCACGGUGGCGGUGCGUUCUCGGGCAAGGACUUUACGAAGGUGGACCGGUCGGCGGCGUACGCCGCCCGCUGGGUCGCCAAAUCGCUCGUGAAGGCGGGCAUCUGCCGCCGGUGCCUGGUGCAGGUGGCGUACGCCAUCGGGCUGGCCGAGCCGCUGUCCAUCACAGUAUUCCACUACGGCACGUCCAAGUACAACCAGCAGGAGCUGCUGAAGAUUGUCUCGGACAACUUCGAUCUGCGCCCGGGCAAGAUCGUGAAGGAUCUGAACCUGCGCACGCCGUUCUACCAGCGCACCAGCACGUACGGCCACUUUGGCCGCCCGGGCUUCCCGUGGGAGGAGCCGAAGGAGCUGGUGAUUGAAUGAUGCCGGCCGGCGGCCGAUGCUGCGGUCGAGCCGCCGGCGCCGGUCGCUGGCGUGGGGGAGCGUGCCACGUACCGUCCGGCGGGCGGUAGUGCUGACGGUGCGGCGACCGGUGCCGGGGCGGCGGCUUCUUGCGCCAGCGCUGGGACGGAAGCGAGCGCUUGCAAGAAAGCGAAACUAGAUAUUUAAGUGUCUUCAGUGUGGACGUAAUAGCUUGUUUAUUUUUUGCAAUCAACUUUUUUUUCGUCACUUAAUGAUGCACACACACAUGCACACUCCAGGCCGUGUGUCGUAGCAGGGGACCGUCUUUUCUGCUGAAGCCCGUCUUUAGCUGUCGCAUACAGGUGGGUGUGUACUUCGGUGUUUGUAACGGCUACAUCUCUCUAUCUCCUUCCAUUGUCCAUUAUCUUCGGCUAUCCCGUUUUAAUACCAUGGCAUAAAGCAAAAUGACGAAGAUAGUGACGUAGAUAUCCUAUCGUAUAAACAAAAAACAACUACAAGCCAUAACAGAAACACACAGAGCAUUUCAACACAAAAAUGAUGGGAAUGCAAUUGCCAACAAUAGCAAUGGAGCGCAAAAAGUAAUCGCGUUUAUGAAAAGACGAAGACAAUUUACUAUGUAAGAGCCGAGCGAGCGCGCGCGCAGUGUUUGAAAAGUGCUAGAAUUGUAAGGAUUGAAACAACAACAAAAAAGCGUUAAAUUUAUGGGAGUAUGUUUCCCCACGUUCGGCGUCGUCCCCGCACUACUCGAGCGGAGCUAGACCAUUCGGUAGGCCACAGUAGGACCAACAAAAAAAAACGAGAUCAAAGUGCGCACGCACACCCACAUUACGCGGGUUUGCGCAGUGUACUGCCUGCUGCAAAACUUGCUGUGCGGUGGGAGGGGAAGAUUGGUGCCACCACGGGAGCCACUGUGACACAGGUAUGUUCCACUAGAGCCACUAAACAGCUAGGGAAAUGCUUGUGAGAGUGUGCUCGCUCGUGUGUGCCGCAUGGUUAUCGACAUUUCGACGCAGGGCUUUCGAAUAUUAGAUUAAAGGAAGGGCACCACCGUCGUUGCAGCAAAAUGUUGCUACCCAUGAAGCACGAAGAUGAUGCGCCUGUAAACCGCAUUUAAUUUGGACUCUAGAUAUCGCUAUCGAAGAAGCAGGCGUAGUCGUAUUGCUAGUGCAGAAGAGGAGCUAGUAGUUCCAGCGUGUAUAGGAUUCUUCCAAGCUACUAGAUGUAGGCAGCUAUAGGUGAAACUUUCCUGGUCGGCGCGUUCUCAUCCCCGCAUAACUUUCCUAUCGUGAAAACGGUUUUUACGUUCCUUUCCACUAAAUGAUGAGUGAGCAUUUACACAAAAGCAGGAAGGCAGUGUUCAGGACGAAGCUAGGGCGAAAAGGUUAAUGGAAUCCAAACGGUGCUGUUGUGGAUGCCGGGAGGGCUUAGCCUUCCCGGGAAUCCCUCUAAAUCUAGGACACGAGAGAGAGAGAGAGAGCAGGAGAAGCUAGGAGAAUGAUAAUUUUACACACUUGAUGAACACACGCGCAUCAAAAUUUGGUUUUGCUUGCCAGGAAUGUAUCAUACUGCCAGUUAAAGACAGAGUUCAGAGGUCAAGAAGACAUGUGUUCGCUCAGACACACACUUUUGCACAAAUAUGUUCAUGCUGCCCUCUUCUUCUUCACCUAAUUUUUGAGUUGUUUUGGCAUUGAGAGAGAACAAACCAGGACAAAGCAGUGCAAUACCUGAAUACCGCCUUUGUUUUGUGGUUUUAGGAUUUAAAAUCCAUAAAUUUAAAUUCUAAGAGUACGAAAUCGUGACGCACACACACCGAUACACACCGGUAAUUGGCAUUAUUAAUUGCACUGAAAAACCCGAUAUUGUAGAGCAGUCGGCGCACACCCAACAGGUGAGGGGUAGCUUUAGAGUAGGUUUUGGUGUAGGACGUUUGGCAAAGCAGGACCAAAAAAAAAAGUAAGAGACAAACCCCCCCAACAAUGCGGGUUUCAGAAAACAUUUUUUGGAACAUUUUGUCAUCGUUGUUCAACCAAACCUAGUGCUCUUAGGGAAAGUCCAAAGGAAAUGCGGUUUUAUCUUACCCUCCCUUACCAGCACACGUUUUGUGUUGUGUUUACGAAAAGGAUUUUAUUUGUGGAAAAGAGCUUUUUCGAAAAUACUCCGGUUCGCCGAUUUGGUCGAAGGGUGCAUUCUCGGUACGACAAAAAAAUGGAGCAAAAUUGUGAAAUGAAACAGAAAAAAAGGAAACAAAAAAAAAGAAACUAGAUUUAUGUACUAAGCAGCGCACAGAUCGCGCAAGCAGAGAGGGAGAGAGAGGAAUCUGUUGUGCUUUCUAACAAUGAUACAAUUAAACAAACAAUGAAAACAUACACACAUAACAUAGAUGCCAUACACACAGCAGUGGCGGUGGAAGAAGAAUCGAAGCAAAAGAUCAGUAAAUUAUGGUACAAAAAGUGAAGAAUCGGUUCCACGCCACGGGACGCUGACAAUCGUACAGCGGUACGACCGUCGUAAAGAUCAAUCGUACAGCGGUACCAAAAGCGCUUGUUAACAACACGCUCUUAGGUUUUUGCACAUAGAAACACACACAUUUUAUAAUUUAAAAAAGAUGAAACUCCUGCAAAGCACACACAAGAGUAUAGAAAACAACAGAAACCGAAAAAAGAAAAACCGAAAGGAAAAGAAAGGUUAAAAAAGCGAGAAUGAAAAGCUAGUACCGAGACACGCUCCGUGACAGAGUGCGGGCGAGCACAACACCCUAAGCUAAUAAAACAAACAAACAAACAAAAAAAGUGUAAAACAUAUAAGAUGCAUCUUUAACAAACGAAAGCAAACAAAAAAUCAUUAUAAAAGUGUUUGAAACAAAACCAGAUUUUUCCCGCUAUUUUUGCAUGUGCGACAAGCAAAAUCGGAGAUAAUUGUGAGUAACAAGCAAAAAAAAAACAAAACAAAACAAACAAGAUGAUUUAAAAUACACCUACUUCUAUUCUAUUUCAAGUGAUUGAGAUACAUUAGAA